Onychomys torridus (southern grasshopper mouse) is the source of this 327-nucleotide messenger RNA. RefSeq names its product interferon-activable protein 204-like. The record is from RefSeq and is a predicted model, not a curated record. Gene Ontology annotation, molecular function: double-stranded DNA binding. The coding region runs from base 1 to 327 and encodes 108 amino acids. The transcript is spliced from 2 exons. NCBI's taxonomy places the organism in Eukaryota, Metazoa, Chordata, Mammalia, Rodentia, Cricetidae. Gene Ontology annotation, biological process: cellular response to interferon-beta; activation of innate immune response.
AUGUUCCAUGACACAGUGGCUACUGAGACUGAAUUCUUCAGAGUGAAAGUUUUUGACACAGCCCUAAAGAACAAGUUCAUCCCACAAAAGAUCAUCACCAUAUCACAUUAUUUUGGUGCCAAUGGGUUUCUGGAGAUUUAUGGAGCCUCUUGGGAAAUGGAAGUGGUGGUCUAUGGACAACUGACUAGUAUCAAGUGUGAGCCAGACAAUAAACUUCGACUUUUCUGCUUUGAAUUGACCUCAAGAGAAGAUACAUGGCAGCUGAAAUAUGUAAGGCACAGUUACAUGCAGGUGGUCAGUGCCAGAAGGAGAGGCACUCACCCCUGA